AUGGAUCCAGAGACAGGCCUCGCGCAGGUCUUGAGGUCGUUGCAGAACAUCUUGUCUUCACCGGACCUGGCCGUCUCGCAAUACUUGGUGCCCUCGUCGGAAGAGACGACGAACAGCAAGUUCCCGGUCCUGCCUCGAGAUAUCCCGAGCGUGUUACCGCUUACUAGACUCGAUCAGAGUCUCCCUCAUUCCUCUUCUCAGCCACCGAGCGGGAGCAAUCGGCAGGGAGGACGGGUCGACGACGACGGCAACGACAAUGAUACACGACUCGACAGACUAUCCUCGCACCUGGCGACCAGCGUCCUCCCGCAUCUCAACCUCUCGUCCCUCUCGCCAAACUACUACGGCUUCGUCACCGGCGGCACCACCCCUGCGGCCCUGCUCGGCGACCUGCUCGCGUCCGUCUACGACCAGAAUGUCCAGGUGCACCUCCCGCGCGAGACCAUAGCGACCACGCUCGAAGUCACCACCUUGAAUCUCCUCGUGCAGCUGUUCCGCCUGCCGGAGGCGGAGUGGGGGAUCGGACGACGUCGCGGCGGAGGAGGAGGGACCUUCACCACCGGCGCGACGGCGAGCAACGUCCUCGGCCUGGCGCUGGGGAGGGAGUAUGUGCUCCGAAAGGCCCUGCAGCGCAGACGGGGCGUCUCAGUGGAAGAGGACAACGGCGAUGCCGGAAGCUGCGGCGAGCACGGCGUCGCAGAACUCAUGGCCCAGGCCGGCCUGCGCAAGAUCCAGGUUCUCAGCACGCUGCCUCACUCCAGCAUCGCCAAAGCGGCCAGCAUCGUCGGCAUCGGGAGAAAGAAUGUCAUUUCCAUCUCCACCUCGCAGGGCGAUGGUCUGCAGAUCGACCUGGCCCGCCUGGCCGAAGAGGCCGCGAAACCGGACGUGGUCAACAUCCUCGCCAUCUCCGCAGGGGAGGUCAACACGGGCCGCUUCGCCACCGAUUCACGCGCGCAGAUGCUCCGUCUGCGCGGGAUAUGCGACGAGUUCGGGAUCUGGAUCCACGUCGACGGCGCGUUCGGGCUGUUUGGCCGCGUCUUUUCCCCAGACGACCACGACCGGGCAGAGUUCGAGGAGAUGAUCCGCGGCGUCGACGGUGUGGAGCUCGCCGACUCCAUCACCGGCGACUGCCACAAGCUGCUCAACGUCCCCUACGACUGCGGCGUCUUCUUCACCCGCCACAAGGACCUCGGUGGAGACGUCUUCCGCAACGGCAACGCCGCGUAUCUCACGUCGUCGAUGACGAGCAAUACAGGUGCAGACACAAACGAAGUUGGAAGCCGAGACGUCUCUGACUACGACCCCUCCGCGAUCCAAAGCCCGCUGAACAUCGGCAUCGAGAACUCGCGCAGAUUCCGCGCACUGCCCGUCUACGCGACGCUCGUGGCCUACGGGCGGCCGGGCUACCUGGACAUGCUGAAGCGGCAGAUCCGCCUGGCGCGGCGGGUGAGCAGCUGGCUCCUCCGAGACGAGAGGUUCGACCUGCUACCGCUGCCAGCAUGUGCGGGUGGCCGGGACGAGGGCGAACAAGAAACUCUGGCAAAGACGUUUAUUGUGGUCUUGUUCAGACUCAAGGAUGAGGAACGGAUGAGAGACUUUGUAAGGAGGGUCAACGACAUGGGCAAGAUCUACAUGACGGGAACGGUGUGGGAUGGGAAGCCUGCAGCGAGAAUUGCCAUCAGUAAUUGGAAGGUCGAUCUGGAGAGAGAUGGCAAGUUGAUUGAGCAGGUCUUGGAUCAAGUGGCUGGCGGACAACGAUGA
Fonsecaea nubica is the source of this 1761-nucleotide messenger RNA. RefSeq lists its product as hypothetical. Gene Ontology annotation, molecular function: pyridoxal phosphate binding; carboxy-lyase activity. The transcript has a single exon. The coding region runs from base 1 to 1761 and encodes 586 amino acids. The record is from RefSeq and is a predicted model, not a curated record. Gene Ontology annotation, biological process: amino acid metabolic process. NCBI's taxonomy places the organism in Eukaryota, Fungi, Ascomycota, Eurotiomycetes, Chaetothyriales, Herpotrichiellaceae.